AUGGGCGAGGGGGCGGCGGCGGCGGCGGCGUCGGCAAUCAAAUCAGCCUGGACUGGACGUGUGGUGGUGGGGGCCGGGCUGGGCAAAAUGGCGGCUGGAUUCGCGGAGGGAAGCCAUGGAUGGAGAUCGGACACAGUGCAAGUGGCAGUGAUUGGCGGUGGGUUUCAUGAUCUGGAUGAUCAUCCUGACAAGCAGAACAUGUAUAUAGAUGCCGAGUUGCGAUCAGGUGAGCGGGUGAGGCCAACAAGGCAGCAAGUCCACCCGAACAGGCCUAGUGGCCAGGCACCCACAAUCUCCCUCAAUCUUUUGAUAUUCAAAACGACGGGAUAUUGCACUUUCCCUCUGGACUAA
Aspergillus neoniger CBS 115656 is the source of this 351-nucleotide messenger RNA. RefSeq lists its product as uncharacterized. NCBI's taxonomy places the organism in Eukaryota, Fungi, Ascomycota, Eurotiomycetes, Eurotiales, Aspergillaceae. The transcript has 5 exons. Bases 1 to 351 code for a protein of 116 amino acids. The record is from RefSeq and is a predicted model, not a curated record.